This is a messenger RNA of Phanerochaete carnosa HHB-10118-sp, 1655 nucleotides long. RefSeq lists its product as uncharacterized. The coding region runs from base 96 to 1514 and encodes 472 amino acids. Gene Ontology annotation, molecular function: protein serine/threonine phosphatase inhibitor activity. The record is from RefSeq and is a predicted model, not a curated record. NCBI's taxonomy places the organism in Eukaryota, Fungi, Basidiomycota, Agaricomycetes, Polyporales, Phanerochaetaceae. The transcript is spliced from 11 exons.
GAAUACAGCGGCAGUAUAUGCCACUCCUGGGCAUGUAGUCAGCCCCGACCGACUCUCUUGCCACCCUCCAACGACCCGCAUAUCCGCCCCUGACCAUGGCCCACAGGAAACGUAUGUCUGUGUCCAGCAUGAGCUUGAGGAGCCCGUCGCCGAAGCCAGGCCUCAGCUUGCAGGCCCCGGAGCUCGAGGCUUGGGUCAAGACAUGGGAGACCGUACCGGCAAGGGAUCUCAUUGAUUCACCGGUUAUAGCGGUCGACGCGCAGACGAGCGUUGAAGAUGCUUGCGAGGUUUUGUUGAGCAAGGACGUCUCGUGUAUCGCGGUGAACAGACCUCCCUCAUCCUCUGUUCACGAAGCACCAUUCAUCGGCCUAUUCGACUUUCCGGAUGUGAACGCUUUUCUAACUCUCGCCGCGACAAGGCAUCGCUGGUCUCCUGAAGAGCUCCGUGAAAAGCCUCGAACAGAUGAAAUCAUCAUCGCAGCGAAAACGGGUCGUGUACCAGUACACCUCAUCAGCAACUUGUCCGAGAAGAACCCUCUUGAGAUUCUUCCCUAUGACGCAACCAUCAUAUCGUUACUAGCCAUCUUCGCAAAGGGAACCCACAGAGCCGUCAUUCGGGCUCCAUCGCCGCCCUCCGAGUAUGUCGGCAUGGUCUCGGACAAGGCCCUGCUCGAGUGGUUCACAGUCAAUGGCCAGCGGACGCCCGGCCUUGAGUCAUUCUUCCAAUCGUCACUGGCGAGCCACGCGCUGCCCUCACUAUAUCUGUACAGCUCAGUUGUGGCGUUGAAGGCGAGCGAUACCGUGCUUGAUGCGAUGCACCUCAUGAGCGACUGCGGUGUUAGCAGCGUUGCUGUCCUCGAGGAGGACGGAGGGCGCCUAUUGAGCGCCGUGUCUGCUACUGAUAUCGGAAAGUUGGUUGUUCCAUCUCAAAGCAGCCAGAUCCUGUCCACCCCUUUACAUGUCUUCAUUUCUCUAAUCAAAGAACCAGAUGGGUCGACAGAUGGUAUUGACAAGUAUCCCGUGUAUAGCGUGGCGCCUACAAGCACUCUACUUUAUGCCAUGCAGAAAACCGUUGCAACCAAUUCGCACAGAUUAUUCAUCUCGGACGACACAAUUCCUUCACCGCCAGCUCAUCAUGGUCCAAGUGUGUCUGGAGUCGUGUCGAUUGUUGACGUCCUUUCUAUUUUUGCACACCUCGCCAAACUGCCCAAUGUGGACCCACAGGCGAUGGUCCGACACCGCAGAGCGUCCUCCGCGUCCUCCGGUUCCUCAUUCUCGUCGCGCUCGCCUGACUCGUAUGCACAUAUCGGGCGCUCGCGCUCGAGCAGUCGCACGGGGCUCAGUGGCAGCGUGCGGGGCAAGCGCAUGUCUAUCUCGUCCAACUCGGGCGUCAGCCUGAGCCCUGGGCUCCCGCCUACUCUGCCUAGCUCUUCUGGAUCGGGGCUCAGCGGACGCAUCCCCAGCAUGGAGAGCUUACAGUCCACUACUCAAUGGGCCGAGAGGGUACCGAGGUGACCGCUACAAGGUAGCAUAUGACCGAAGGCUUGUGAAAUAAUACAUGCAUUCAGUUUUCUCCAUCCGCUCUACGCAAGAUUGUACUAUCAUGUUCUAGCGCCAGUGAUAUGCCUCCGGAAAUGUACGCAAAGUGAUCAAGCC